Oenanthe melanoleuca is the source of this 2713-nucleotide messenger RNA. Its product is annotated as ammonium transporter Rh type B-like. Gene Ontology annotation, cellular component: plasma membrane. Gene Ontology annotation, molecular function: ammonium channel activity. The transcript has a single exon. The record is from RefSeq and is a predicted model, not a curated record. Gene Ontology annotation, biological process: ammonium transmembrane transport; ammonium homeostasis. NCBI's taxonomy places the organism in Eukaryota, Metazoa, Chordata, Aves, Passeriformes, Muscicapidae. The coding region runs from base 97 to 1485 and encodes 462 amino acids.
CAUAAAACUCCUGAUGAAGGAGCAAGCAGAGCUCAUCCCGGAAGCGCUGCUGGGCUCUCACCCUGCUGACCACUGACCACUCCUGUCCACUCCAGGAUGGCUGUGACACCCUCCACCCAUCCCCGUCGCCUCCUGCCCCUCUUCCUGGGGCUAUUCCAGGGUGCCCUGCUCCUCUUCUUUGCCCUCUUCGUCACCUAUGAUGAGCCCUCAGCGGAGGAUACCAACUUGGUGGCCAACCAGGUCUACAGCACCUUCCCCUUCUUCCAGGACAUCCAGGUGAUGCUGGUGGUGGGGCUGGGACUCCUGCUGACCUUCCUGCCCCGCUACGGGUUCAGCGCUCUCACCCACAACUUCCUCCUGCUCAACUUCUCCAUGCAGUGGGCGCUGGUGCUGCAGGGCCUGCUCCAGCACCUCCACCACGGCCAGAUCCACCUGGACCUCCACAAACUCCUCAUCUCUGAGUUCGCUGCUGUGACAGUGCUCAUCUCCGUGGGGGCCAUCCUGGGGAGGGCCAGCCCCUGCCAGCUGCUCGUCAUGGCCACCUGUGAAAUCCCCAUCUACCUCGCCAGCGAGUGGGUCAUUGUCACCUGUCUGGGUGUCCUGGAUGUGGGUGGCACCAUCACGAUCCACGUCUUCUCCUGCUAUUUCGGCCUUGGCGUGUCCAAGGCUCUGUUCAGGGCAACACAGCAGCCACUGCACCCCAAGGAGACCCCAACACCUAGCUCUGACCUCAUGUCCCUGGUGGGGACACUCAUCCUCUGGGUUUUCUGGCCCAGCUUCGUGGCUGUCUUGUGCCAGCCGGGUGAUGCCCAGCACCGUGCCAUCCUGAACACCCUCCUGGCCAUGAGUGCCAGUGCCAUAACCACCGUGGUGGCCUCCAGCCUGCUGGACAGGGACGGCAAGCUCAGCCUCGGCCACCUGCAGAACGGCAGCCUGGCCGGCGGGGUAGCCAUCGGCGCGGUGGCCGACAUGGCCAUGCCACCAGUGGCCGCCCUUGCCCUGGGCAGCCUCUCGGCCGUGCUGUGUGUCCUCGGCUUCAGGUUCCUCACCCCGCUCCUGGGGAGGAAGCUCACACUCCUCGACCAGUGUGGCAUCCACAACCUGCACGGCUUGCCCGGCAUCCUGGGCGCGGCAGCCAGCGUCCUGGCCGUGCUGGUGGCAUCCAAGGACACCUCCGGGUCCCAGCCCUCCCAGCUGUCCCCUGCUGGGGGCAAUGCCAGCUCGGUGCUGGAGGGGCAGAGAGGGGCCGGCGGGGCGGGCGGGCAGGCGCUGUGCCAGGCGGCGGGGCUGGCGGUGGCCGCCGGUGGCUCGCUGCUCGCCGGGCUCCUCACCGGAGCCGCCCUCCGGCUGCCCUGCCUGGCCCGGCCGCCCGAGCGCCUCUGCUUCGAUGACUCGCUGUAUUUUAAGAUCCAGGAUCAGGCUGAGAGCCCGGGGCCGGACAGCAGCGCUGAGGAAGGAGCGCUGGCUCUGAAGGAGCAGGUUUAGGCAGUGGCGUGCAGCAGAAGCAGGGAGGGGAAUGUUAGCGGCAGGAUCAGCAGGCAGGAGAUACUGCCUGCACUCGCUCCUGCCCCAUGCCUGGCUCCAGCUGUCGAAGAUACUGUCAUAGCUGGGUCAGCACCACAGCACUGAUCGCCUCUCCGUCCUCCCACCCUGCAGCUGCACCCCUCCUCCCGGGUCCCAGUGGCUCCCAGCACCCUGCAGCCGCCAGAGAAAUGACCUGCUCAGGGUGCCUCCCCCAGAAUGGUCAAUAGCCCCUCACAAACCCAGACGGUCGCUCUGCAGGGCACUGGCUUCGGCUGCUUCGCUCUCAGCCAGCAGCAGCAUCACCCUCAGUGCUCACCCCGACCCUCGGCUCCAGAUUCCCCUGCCCACAACGGGCAGCGCCUGGAGGAGGCCGCCAGCUCAGGCCACAGCUACAGGAAAGGAGCUCAGUAUCCUUGCCCGGAGCGUGAAACUGGCAGCAGGGAAAUGGCCCCAAGCAAAGGACUUUACAGGGAUUUGAUAAUCUGAGCUGGGCAAUUCACCCUCCAGGAGAGUUUGCAAAGGGAAGCGCCAACUCUUUUUACCCUGGUGCAGCAAUGAGGAUGCAGCUCAAGCACGGCGAGGAGCCUCGGAGAGAGCCGGCAUGCAGGCGGCCCCCGCAGCCCGCAGCACCCUCAUCCCACCCCGAAGUUGGAGCUGGGAAAGCUGCGCCAGCAUCCCAGGAAGAGCAGUGGCCCCAUCCCAUCCCACCACGGGCAGCGAGCCGCUUCCACCCUGCGGAGGACAAAGCCUGCGGUCCAUGGCUGGCAUGCGGCAAGCUGGGAGCGCGGGGCCGCAUCCUGCCCGGAGAGCGAGGGCUGUGAUUCACAUCCCCCCUGCCAUGAAUCACCGCUGCCCCUGCGCCCCCACGGAUCCCGCUGCUGCCGAGACAAUGCGGGCGAUGCUCGUGGGCUCCCGAGGGGGUCGAGGCCACCGAGCCCCCCAGCGCUGGCUGCAGGAGUGGGGGGCUGUCGGCGCGGCUGGGGGUCCCCAGCCCUGAGCGGGUGGGAGAGGGGCUGGAUCCCUUCCACCCGGUGCAGCCCCAGGCGGAGCCAACACCAAGAGGGAGAGAGGCUGGGGAAUUCGCCCUCCAAUAAUCACAAACAGGCUUGGGGGCCCGGGUGUGUUUGGUUAAUUGUUAGAAUAAAAUAUCGCCGAGCUCUGACAAAGAAAUCUUGCCCCGCAGCCCGGC